Striga hermonthica is the source of this 612-nucleotide messenger RNA. Lineage: Eukaryota; Viridiplantae; Streptophyta; Magnoliopsida; Lamiales; Orobanchaceae. The record is from the annotation of a GenBank genome assembly.
AUGGCGAUGUCCCGGAUCCUUUCCUACUCCCUGCAUCGAUCUUCCCCCCUCUGCCCGCCGGCCGCCCUAACCAGCCACCGCCGCCACCGCUCGAGCAAGAGCCGCCGCGGCGUCCAGCUGGCCGAGGCGGCCGAGAUCGAGCAGUCUCCAACAGAUUCUCCAGAGGCGGCCGCGGAGGUCAUCACCCUCGGCAUGAAGAAGCUUGAGGACGCCAUCCAUAGCAUCAUCGUGCGGCGAUCUGCGCCGGACUGGCUGCCCUUCCUCCCCGGAUCCUCGUACUGGGUCCCGCCACGAUCCUCCUCCUUGCGCGCCGGCCGCGCCGACCUGCACCACCCUGCCAGGAGCCUGGUCGACGUCAUCGGGAAGCUGUCCGCUGCGAGGGCGAAAAGGAGCCAGGGAUUAUCAAUUGAUGUGCUGUCGGAGGAUGAGAAUAUGGCGUUUACUUCAGCCAAGGGCUGGCCGGCCUCUUCUUUUUAUAUCGAAGGGACUUCACCUGUACAUCCUAUCCCAGUUGUGGAAAUUGAAGCAAAAUAUCAAGAUGAUGACGAAAAAGAAAACUCAUCCAGCUCCGAAGAUGAGGAUGACAAAGACUUUUACCAUUGUACAUAUUGA